AUGCCGGCCGACAUUCGAAGCUUCUUCGGCGGUGGGCCGCCAAAGGCAAGCCAGGGCAGCGAUGGCACGCCGAAGAUAGACGAGAAGCCUGCUGCGAAAAAGGCGGCACCCAAGAAAGGCCGUGCAAGCCGUGUGGUUAUAGAAGAGUCCGACGACGACGAGGUUGAAGAAGUCAAACCCAAGAAAGCGACACCUAAGAAACCUGUGCCAAAGAAACUGAAGCGUGAACCUACACCCGAACUCGAAGAGACCACCACAUUGGACUUCUUUGCGAAAUCGAACAAGCCGAAACGCAGCGAACCAGUCAAGAAGGCUGUUGAGAGGUCCGCUGAGACUCCCAAGGCCACAACGAAGAAGGCGGCUGGACGACCGCCGAAGACUGCCACACCAGCAACAAACGGCAAGACAUCAGGGCGAACAAAGAAGCCAGUGACGUCAUACGCGGAGCGUGACGAUGGAGAAGAGUUUGGCGAUGAUGAUCUUGACAAUGCGGACGACAUCUUCGGAGACGAUUACAAGGGCAAGGGCAAGGACGACUACGCCGAAGAUGUGGGCAGCGACGAUGACCUGCCAGUCAAGCUUCCACACCGAGGAACACCAGCGAAGCCCGCGAAACUUCAGAAGAAGAUCAAAGACGAAGAUGACUUUGAGCCGGAACAGGACGUUGACAUGAAUGACGUCGAUGACGAGGAUGACUUUGUGGAGCCAGAUGCAGAGGAGCAAUCAGUCAAGAGUGAGCCAAAGAAGACAACAGCUGGGCGAAAGCGCAAAUCACCAGAACCAGAUCUCAAAGAAGAGGAAGAAUCAGAGGAUGAGAAGCCAAAGAAGAAGGUCGCAAAGAAAGCAGCACCUGCUAAGGCACCGGCGAAGAAGAAAGCAAAAAAGGAGGACGAGGUCGAGAGCGCGGACAUUCAAGCCAUCUACGACAGUAUCCCCACCGUACGAGCCCCUACUCCACCACCUCAGGACGCAGACAAGAAGUUCGACUGGAGGGCGAAUGCCGGUCGCAGUGAACCAGCGCCUCUCGGCGGUGGAGACUCGGAGAUGCCUUCUGGAUCUGAGACGUGUCUUGCUGGGCUCAACUUCGUCUUCACUGGAGUGCUGCAGAAGUGGGGUCGUACGGAAGCACAAGAGCUGGUUAAAAGACACGGUGGCAAAGUCACAGGCGCGCCUAGCAAGAAGACAAACUAUGUUGUCCUUGGUUCAGACGCCGGCCCGAGCAAACUGCGGAAGAUCCAGGAGAUGAGCAUCAAGACGAUUGAUGAGGACGGCCUGAAAGUGCUUAUUGAAAAGCUCACGGAGGCUGGAAACAAAGGCGACUCGAAAGCACAAGCGGCACACAAGGAGAAGCUGCGGAAAGAGGAAGAGCAAAUCAAGAAGCAGGCCGCUGAGCUCGAACAACAAGAGAAGCAGCGCCUGCGGGACCUUAAGGCCGCACAAACAGCCAAAGCAGCUGCAGGGAAGGCGGCUGCUCCUGGUAUCACUGCUGCUGCACAAGGUGCUGGCCCUGGCGUAGACUCCCGUUUGUGGACGACAAAGUAUGCGCCAUCGUCGCUCAACCAAAUCUGCGGCAACAAAGCUACAGUGGAAAAGAUCCAGAGAUGGUUGCAGAAGUUCCCAAAGAACCUCAAGACUGGGUUCAAACUUGCGGGCGCCGACGGCAGUGGCGUUUUCCGCGCAGUCAUGCUUCACGGACCACCAGGGAUCGGCAAGACGACAGCAGCACAUCUGGUCGCCAAGCUCGAGGGCUACGACAUUGUCGAGAGGAACGCCAGUGACACUCGAAGCAAGAAACUCAUCGAAGAGGGUCUCCGUGGUGUGCUCAGCACGAACUCGCUGCACGGCUACUUUGCUGGUGAUGGUCAGAAAGUCGUAGCGUCCAAGAAGAAGCUAGUUCUAAUCAUGGAUGAAGUCGACGGCAUGUCGGCCGGUGACCGCGGCGGCGUAGGCGCUCUCGCCGCUGUCUGCAAGAAGACGGAGGUCCCCAUGAUUCUGAUCUGCAACGACCGCAAGCUGCCCAAGAUGAAGCCUUUCGACUUCGUCACAUACGAUCUACCAUUCAGACGGCCUACUGUCGACCAGAUCCGGUCUCGCAUCAUGACGAUUGCUUAUCGGGAAGGGCUUAAGAUGCCCACGCCUGUCAUCAACGCUUUGAUCGAGGGUAGUCAUGCUGACAUCCGCCAAGUCGUCAACAUGCUUUCCACAGCCAAGCUAGAUGAGGAGGCCAUGGAUUUCGAUAAAGGCAAGCAGAUGAGCAAGAGCUGGGAGAAGCACGUCAUUCUGAAGCCAUGGGACAUUACUCAGAAGAUCCUGGGUGGCGGCAUGUUCGCAUCAAGCAGCAAGGCGACGCUGAACGAAAAGAUCGAGCUCUACUUUAACGACCACGAGUUCAGCCCGCUCAUGCUUCAGGAGAAUUAUCUUGGCACGAAUCCGAUCAGAGCCGCGGGAUACGCUGGCAAGGAGUCGAAUCUCAAGAAGCUGGAACUCGCGUCCGAAGCGGCUGAUAGCAUCAGUGACGGAGACCUGGUCGACCGCAUGAUCCACGGCUCUCAACAACAGUGGAGUCUUAUGCCAACACACGCAGUGUUCAGUUUCGUCAGGCCUGCAAGCUUUGUUUCCGGCAGCACCGCUGGCAACCAGACUCGUUUCACGUCAUGGCUGGGCAAGAACAGUAACCAGGGCAAGCUCACGCGUCUGGUCAAGGAGAUCCAGGCUCACAUGCGCCUGCGAUCGUCUGGCGACAGACACGAGGUUCGACAGCAGUACAUUCCGGUGCUGUGGGCGGAAACGAUCAACAAAUUGCAGAAAGAGGGCAAAGAAGCAGUACCGGAUAUCAUUGAGCUCAUGGACAGCUACUUCCUCACGAGAGACGACUUCGAUGCCAUCAUGGAGUUGGGUGUCGGCCCGAUGGACCAAGAAAAGGUCAAAAUCGAGACACAGGCCAAGGCCACGUUCACACGGCUAUACAACCAACAAUCUCACCCUCUGCCGUUCAUGAAGGCAUCGUCGGUAGUGGCGCCGAAGAGGCAAGCCAAGGAAAAGCCCGAUCUUGAAGAAGCGAUUGAUGAGUCGGAUGAGGGCGAGGUUGUCGAGGAGGUCAAGGACGAGGACGAGGAUGUUGACCUGUCGAAAGACAAGUACGUCAAGCAGCCGAAGAAGAAGGCUGCGCCCAAGAAGAAGGCUGCGGCAACAGGCAAGGGCAAGGGCAAGAAGCGGGCGAAGGAGGACAGCGAUGACGAAGAGGAGGAGGAAGUGAAGCCAAAGGCAAAGGGCAAGGGCAAGGCAGCCGCGACAAAGGCGAAGAAGCAGUGA
Messenger RNA from Didymella exigua CBS 183.55, 3312 nucleotides. Its product is annotated as DNA replication factor C, large subunit. Gene Ontology annotation, cellular component: DNA replication factor C complex; nucleus. The record is from RefSeq and is a predicted model, not a curated record. Gene Ontology annotation, molecular function: DNA binding; DNA clamp loader activity; ATP hydrolysis activity. The transcript has 4 exons. Gene Ontology annotation, biological process: DNA repair; DNA replication. NCBI's taxonomy places the organism in Eukaryota, Fungi, Ascomycota, Dothideomycetes, Pleosporales, Didymellaceae. The coding region runs from base 1 to 3312 and encodes 1103 amino acids.